This is a messenger RNA of Drosophila yakuba, 280 nucleotides long. RefSeq lists its product as uncharacterized. Lineage: Eukaryota; Metazoa; Arthropoda; Insecta; Diptera; Drosophilidae. The record is from RefSeq and is a predicted model, not a curated record.
AAUGCGGACGUCGAUGGAGGAGGAUUACAGGAUGCAGGACGCCACCUUUUGCAGCUGCUUCCAUGUGUUCAUGGCGCAAAUAAUCGCCGCCAUCAACAACAACAAAAACAAGAUGGCAGGACAGGAUCAGGACGACAGGAUUGGGUCCUGGUUCCUGAGGACACAUAGGGCAGGGGCUGCGGAGAGUGAGGGGGGGGGGGGGGGGCUCAAAGAUGAGUUGAGAGACGUUGACGCUGACGCCAUUAGCACCGAGUUUUGCAGCAUCAACGACAAACUUUAA